Haemonchus placei is the source of this 462-nucleotide messenger RNA. The record is from the annotation of a GenBank genome assembly. NCBI's taxonomy places the organism in Eukaryota, Metazoa, Nematoda, Chromadorea, Rhabditida, Trichostrongylidae.
AUGUCAGGGAUAAAGUCCGUGAGAAGGAAAAGCAGUACCACGCAUAUCUCUAUCGAAAAGACGGCUGACAACUGGCAACGCUAUCACAUAGCGAAGAAACAGGCGAAGAAGGCCGUUGCUUCUGAGAAGGCAGCUCAUUAUGCCGACCUUAAUAAGAAGCUCGAGUCUCGUGAUGGUGAGCGGUACGUUUACCGACUCGCAAAGACCCGCAACCGCCAGACCGAGGAUAUAGAAAAGUUCUUCGGCAUAAAUGACGAGAACGGUCACUUCUUAACGGACCGCAGGCAAACACUAAAACGAUGGCGAGAGUACUUCGCAAACAUCUCAACAGUCGAAUUCGCUCAUCCCGCCAUCCCGUGCGCCCCGCCAGUACACGGUCCCGUUCAGAAGAUAACUGUGAAUGAGACCAUUACGGCUUUGAAGAAGAUGAAAUCAGGCAAAGCACAGGUCCUGACGACAUAG